AUGGGGACCCAGAAGCUGCCAGUCCAUGGAGCCCAUGACAAGGAGCUUUUCUUUAGAUUUAAGAACAAAGAAAACCUUGUGAAGGAUUUAAACACCAGGCUCACAUGCUCACAUCUGUAUUUCCAAAAGAUCCUGCUAGCUCCACUCCAGAAACUAAAACGAUCACUUUCUUUCAAGACCAAGAGUUUACGGAGCAAAAGUGCUGACAACUUCUUCCAGCGAACGAACAGCGACGUGAAGCUGCAGGGGGACAUGCUGGCUGAGGUCAGCCCCAGCUCCAGCCCACUCCCCGCUUCUGGAAGCCUGACAUCUACACCCACCAGGACCGGCCUGUACCCAGGGGCUGGCAGCAAGGCCCAUGCCUUUCAGGAGCAUAUCUUCAAGAAGCCCACUUUCUGUGAUGUCUGCAACCACAUGAUCGUGGCCUGUGGCAAUAAGGUGGACCCUGUCUAUGAGACCCUCCGCUUCGGCACCUCCCUGGCCCAGAGAACCAAGAAGGGCAGCUCCGGCAGUGGCUCUGAUUCGCCUCACAGAACCUCUACUUCAGAUCUCGUGGAGGUUCCUGAAGAACCUGACGGGCCAGGAGGUGGGUAUGACCCACGGAAACGCAGCAACAGUGUUUUUACUUAUCCAGAAAAUGGCACUGACGAUUUCAGACACCAAGCAAAGAACAUAAACCACCAGGGAUCUCUUUCCAAAGAACCAUUACAGAUGAACACCUAUGUUGCCUUGUACAAAUUUGUACCACAGGAGAAUGAAGAUUUGGAAAUGAGGCCAGGAGACAUGAUUACUCUUCUAGAAGACACCAAUGAAGACUGGUGGAAAGGGAAAAUUCAAGACAGGAUUGGCUUCUUUCCGGCCAACUUUGUUCAGAGAGUGCAACAAAACGAGAAGAUUUUUAGAUGUGUUAGGACCUUCCUUGGGUGUAAAGAACAGGGGCAGAUGACACUGAAAGAGAAUCAGAUCUGCGUGACUUCCGAAGAGGAGCAGGAUGGCUUUAUCAGAGUCCUCAGUGGGAAGAAGAGAGGCCUCGUCCCCCUGGAUGUCUUAGAAAACAUCUGAUUGCUGGCCCUUCCUGCCUUUGCGGUGGCCGGGCUCCGCUGCGAUGCCUCAUCUCACGCUGUGUCCACGCAGAGGAGCUGCCGCACUGACCCGCCCCCCCGGGAAACAGUGAGACAAGACUCACGGAUCUGAGACUGGGGUACCAGCCACAAGACAGAGGCCCCAUCUCACAGCAUUGCCGGGCUGCCCACGGUGGGGGCGGGGCUGAGAGAGCUGAGUGCCGUGCAGGUGGUGGCGGCGGCAGGGCGGUAGCCACAGCUGUCCCUGAGGACCCACCUCAUCCCUGUCCAUGUGAUGUAAGUUAGCCCACUGGAGUGUGCUCCAGCUCGCGGCGUGGGCCCAGUGCGAGGCUCGGAUCCCCACAGCCAAGUGUGAUUCUGGUUCCAGACGCGUGUCCCCAGUGCCGGCCCAUCCGCAUCAUCACAUUUGCCGUCUCUCUGCAGAGCAUCAGGAAGUCCUGCUUCCCAGCCCCCAACAUGCGAGGGCUCCCCGCAGCCCCCUCACUUUGUGAUUGCGCUGUCUCUUCUGUCCUCUGAGUGAGUCCUAAGGGUGCUGUGAGACGUGAGGGCUGAGCUGGUGGCACCAGCUGCUAUUCUAAUUACCGACAGAGGUGCCAGAGAAGGACACGAGGCACUGAUACAGAGGGCAAAGUAGGAGUAGGUGGGGCAGAGAGCCUGAUUUAUUGAAGAUUAUGCAGCCCCUUCAGUUAGAAAAGCAUUUCCCUGCGGAGAGGAAGCUGGGAAAGAGAAUGGGGCAAAAAGUCCCAGCAAUGAGCCCAUUUCAUUUCACAUCCUCUGUACUAGGGGCAGCAUUUUCGCUCAUGCCAUCCUGGAGGAUCCCCUUUUGGAGGCUGAGCCCACCCUGGAGAGAACUAGAAACAUGGAGGAGAACCAAUAGCAUCUUAGGAGAAAAGUAGCCAAAUCAAAAUCCAUUCUUCUCUAGGGCAGUAUAUUAUACCCUAGCAGAUGUAAAAUGGAAACAAAUCCUUAGUGCUUCAUCCCUCAGAAAGUAGAGGAACUUGGGUCCUAUUUAGCAUCAAGUAGGAGAGUCUCUCUUACUCUAUACUUGUACUAAUGUUUACAAGCAUUCGAUAUACUGUGAUGCCUCCCUCCGCAAGCCUCCUCCUAGCAUUCAAACUUGCAUCUGAUUACUUAGUCAUUAAUAUGGUUAAACUUCAAUUCAUAAUGACCUUGGGAUCAAUGUCAGCUCAAUUUAUUUUGUUACAGAGCAAUAAAAGCAUUAGAACAACUGGUUUUUAAAAGACUUAAGUGGGUACAUCUUAUGCAUGUAAGCAUUACUUCCCAAACCCUAGUAUCAUUAAUCUCCAUUUAUUUCUUUUGUUACUGCUCAGCAUGAUGUUGGGAGCUGAGAGGGGAUGGCUGCUGGUUUCACAGUAGUUUGGUUGCCUUACUAUCAUUUUAAAGCCAGCAUCCAGAAUUUUCUCCCUCUCCAGUACAACCUGCAAAACUGAGUGUACAGAGUCAAGAUGGGUUCUCCGAGAACCAGGGUGGAUAAUAUGACUGCCAUUCUCUAAAAUGGAAUGCCAGAGUACAAACACUCUCUGCCUCUAACUGAGUAGUCCAUUGAAUAAAGACAACACAGUGGCUGGAAGGAGCAUAGAAAACGUGUGUCCUGAUCUUUCUGGUGGAGUAUCCACUGAAGUUUUUGGGUACAGUGGUAUCAUAUCCUAGACAAAUUUAACUUGCAUUACAAAAUCAGUUUGCCUUUGGAAACCGAAUAGAAGGAGGCUGCUGUAGCCAGCCCCCACGGUGGUCCCCCAGUGCUCCCCCGCAUCCUGAUAUUCUCGCCUUUGUGUAGCCCACUCCCACAUUGAAUCAGGACUGAUCUUAUGUGACCAAUAAAAUACAGCAGAAGUCCUACCACAUGACAUCUGAGGCUAGGCAAAAGAAGUCCUUGCAACUUCUGUCUUGCUCUCUGGGAACACUCACCCUUGGAACCCUGAGCCACCAUGUAAGUUUACCUACUUUGAGGCCACGGUGUGGGGGAGGCCCAGUGGACAGACCAUAUGUGUCUGCAGCUGGGAUCCCGGACAUCAGCAGCCAUCCCUGCUGGGCCUGCCCAAGUGAUAGAUUUAUGAACAAAAUAAAUACGAUUUGGUGGUUUUUAA
This is a messenger RNA of Leptonychotes weddellii (Weddell seal), 3190 nucleotides long. The record is from RefSeq and is a predicted model, not a curated record. Lineage: Eukaryota; Metazoa; Chordata; Mammalia; Carnivora; Phocidae.